AUGGCUCCUGCUACUGGGAUGAGGGACGUUUUUCAUAAAGAUGGUGACGAUGAUGCUGACUCUCUGGCAUCCACGGCCCCGAGUGACCCAGAAGCCGAGUAUCUCGUAGGCGCCAUUCAUGCGGACAGAAGGUUCUACAUAGAGCCAGUGUCUGAAGACGACGAAGGUGUCUUCGUCACCAAGUACUUGGUCGAGUGGGCUGGUUACAGCAGGGAUCGAUGGAGCUGGGAACCAAAAGAAUCAUUCACUUCGGAAGAGACCCUUAAAGACUGGGAAGCGAAGAAGAAGCAGAUCGCGGAGGGGAAAAUCAAACCGUUCAAUCUCAGGUCGUGGGAGAGGUACACGGCAAAAGUGGCGAAGAGAACACAAAAGCGAAAAGCUGAUCGAAGGCGGAAACGAGAGCAAAGGGCACGGCUCAGAAAGAAUGCUCGUCCUGAAUCGUCCCAACUCGCCAAUUCCGGUAAUGUGAAUGAUCACGAGCCUCACACAAGUCCUGGAGCCCACGAAGCUUCCAGACGGCUCUCAGGGGAUUCGAACGCCUCUUCGGCCUUGUUUGUUCCGGCCCAGACUCAACCACCUCCCAAAUCGCCGGUCCGUCACCGAGCGCCGCAGCAAGUAGCACCUUCAAGGCCAGCUGCCUCGACCCCGCAAGCAACUACGAACGCCGUCCCAAAUUCUAGACUUACUCGGCUCGCAAAGGACAUCAAGGCCAAGCAAAAACCUCCAGCGCGGCAAGCUGGUCCCCCACAGAAAGCAAAACCUACAAUGUCUGUUUUUGGGACGGGCCCUGUCACGAAGUCCACGCAUCGUGAAGGCAAAUGGGGUGAUAGGGCACCGGAUAUCUCACAGAUGGAGAUGAUGAGGCCCUCAGAGUUUCCAGGAAGGACGAAUAUGGGCACUACAGCCUCGACGUUUGGCCCAUCUGCCAUCAGUCUCAAAUCGCCGGAGGCCUUAAAUCACCCUGUCUCCAAGGACCUGGUCGGCUUGACUAGUAUCCCAAUCCCCUGUGCUGGUGACUCAAAUACUGUGUCCGCAGAGCAGCAGGAAAACCCUAUAGACCAUGCCUCUUCGUCAGCCAUGGCCCCUCCAGCCUCACUCCCUUCGAAAUCGGCAGCCGCUGCGUCGGCUUCAUCGAUGGCAGCUUUACCUGGGCCCAGUGCACGCUCGGAUCUGAAGAGGCCUGCGGGCCCUGGUGAUAUAUCCCCCUCUGCUUCCUCACCACUUGCUCCUUCCGAGACACAUGCAGCGGCUUCUUCGCUUGAUGCUACUGAACCUUCAUCAAUCGCCCUCACUACUUCCUUGCCAGUUGUUCAAACAAAGGCGCUCAAUGGGCCCUCCGUAUCCGUGAGUCCCCAUGGCGAGGAGACCCCUUCAUCUGUUCCCUUGGUGCCCCACGUGGGGAAUCCUUCGGCAGAGAGUGCGGGCUCCAAGCCUCCUGCUCUUUCGGUAUCUAUACCCACUGGGCCCCGUGCAAUGCGCCAUGGCUCCUACACACCACACACUGCCCGACAGCCCCACCAUACAACCAUGCACAAUACCGGUCGGCCCUCAGAGCUGUCACGUUGGCCAUCACCCUCUCGCCGAUCACCACCCCCUCGACGGCGGUCGCAAUCACCCAGGGAUGGCAGGGCUGAUGCCUAUGGUGCCUAUCGGCCCUCAGAGCUGUCUCGUCGGCCGUCACCCUCCCGUUGGUCGCCACCCUUCCGUCGGCCAUCACCCUCUCGUUGGUCACCACCCUCCCGUCGGCCAUCACCAUCCCGUUGGUCACCACCCCCUCGCUGGCGGUCGCCAUCACGAAGGUUGCCGCCAUCCCCCCAGCAGCCUUACCACCCAGCGAAGGCUGAUGCCUAUGAUGCCUAUCGACCCUCAGAGCUGUCGCGUUGGCCAUCACCAUCCCGUCGGUCACCACCCCCUCGCCGGCGGUCGCAAUCUCCCAGGCCACUGCCAUCCGCCCAGCAGCCUUACCACCCAGUCAGGGCUGAUACCUAUCGGCCCUCAGAGCUGUCUGGCCGGUCACCCACCCCUCGUCGGUCAUUGUCCCCUCGUCGGCCAUCACCACCUAGAAGAUCACCGCCUCCUCGUCGGCCAUCGCCCGUUCGAAGACAAUCGUCCCCCCAUUGGCCAUCAAUCUCUCGCCGCCCUUCAAGAUCGCCGCCACCCCGACAUCCAUCGCCCGCUCGACGGCCAUCGUCCCCACGUCGGCCAGCAGCUGUCGUUCAUCCAUCACCACCUAGAAGAUCACCGCCCCCGCGUCGGCCAUCGCCCGUUCGAAGGCAAUCGUCCCCCCAUUGGCCAUCAAGCCCUCGCCGCCCUUCAAGAUCGCCGCCAUCCCGACGUCCGUCGCCCGCUCGGCAGCCAUCAUCCCCACGUCGGUCAGAAGCUGUCGUUCAUCCAUCACCAUCCUCUCUUGAGUCGUCGCCUUCUCGUCAGUUGCUCCGUGAGAUGAGUAACUCUCACCCGCCUCAUAGCCCAUCUCCAGGUCAUUCUCCGCUUGGGUCAGAUUCUCUAAGCUCUGCCACGUUCAACAAAAGCCCGCCAUGUGUUCCUCAAGCUGAAUCCAGAACUGCGCUUGAAUCCAGAACUGCGCAUGAAUCCAGAAAUGCGCCUGAAUCCAGAACUGCAGCUGAAUCCAGAACUGCAGCUGAAUCCAGAACUGCGCCUGAAUCCAGAAAUGCGGCAUCUGACCAAUCAAGACUUUCGAUUCAAGCCGAAAUCGCAAGGAUGCCUUUGCGUCAAAAAGGGCCCGGUUGUAUGAACUUUGGCCCUUACUGGGUGAAUCAACGCGAGGGAGAGGCUCUCAUUCAUGUGUUUGUCGGUCCCAAGAGGAAACAUAUCGGUCCUUUCAGACUCUGCGGCAUUUCUCUGGCUGUAAAGAAGGCCCUUAUCGCGGCUACGAAUCCUAAUUCACGCCAGGCUGAGAUCUGGUUCAAGGAUUUCUGCACGGCCAGAGAAUAUGAGAAUUUGUGUGAGUCUAGUGCGGAUAAUACGGUACUGAGUACCGGUUGGGCUGAGGGCUAUCAAGACACCAACAAAGAUUUGUAUUACUUUUCUCGGGGUUUGCGAAAAGACGAUCUCAUCGCCAUUCACUACACUCAUAAAAGAAAAAAGAAGAAAAACACUGCCCCUGAACCCGGGUUGGUAUGGGUUGCUUGGUCACGCUGGUCUCAGGAGUCCAAGUUCCAGUGUCCUGCCCGUGAAGUGCCGCCUGGGGUACCUCUACUUAUUGCCGCUCGCAAGAUGCUCGCACCCAUUGAAUCGCUGGCGACGGAUGGUCACAGCCAGGCCAGUGGACGCCCACAAGCUCUUCUCCCGGAUACAUCCCUUUCACUGCGAAGCGAUUUCCCUGGAGGUGAUGGCUUAGAACCAGGUAGUUCCUCGCGACAAUCGGGCUUUCUUGAUAUUGAAUCAAAAACUCAAGACCCGUCUGAAGUCUUCUUGACGUCCGAAGUGUUCUUGAAAUCUAUCAACAUUGACAUAGAUGAACUUGCAGCAGUUGAUGAAGCCGGGAAAAUCUCCAGGGCUGGUAUCUUCUAUUUGCAUUUUCCUUCAAACGACAAAGAAACCCAAGAAGGCUUACAAUUUUGGUCUAUGCACUUGAAAUCCCGUGGAAUGAUCGUUUUGACAAGUCAGGACCCUGUAGCUUGGCAAAGAUUUGUGGACAACAGCAGGCAGGGCGUGGCUAUAUUUGACGAAUCCUUCACCGAAUACGACACGUUGGACCCUCCGCUCAACAGAGUACUUUACCAGCACUCAUUCAAUUUCUGGGUGGUGCGCCUUCAGAGACCACUCGAACUGAUAGAUACUCGACAUGAUUUGCCCAAUGUCCACCAUCUACGCAUCUUCCCACAAGGUGCCGUCAUACUCCUCACUGAAGAUCUGUUCAAAGACCUCAAAGGGGUAGCUGUCGCCCUCCAAUGGCUUUGGAAGACAAACAAGCGCAAAACUUGGUCUUUGAUGCUUCCACCCAGGAUACUUGAAUGGAUCGAAAGGAGGCUGGCUGAUGAAAAACAUUCUCAAGACCAUGGACUUCUGCUGCUCGUUCAAUCCUUGAUCAUCAAGAACAAUGUCUCCGACCCUCGUACAGCUUUAUUCGAUGAAGCUAGUCUUGAUCCCAACUCAAAGAAUAGUAUCAUGGCACCACCCCUGCAUGAUUAUGGUACCCGCACCAAGAACCACAGCCCUAACAUUGCGGAUAAAGUCGAACGCGACGCGGAUCAUCUCAUCGAAUUCCUAGCAGGAUGGUCACUGCUCAACAUGGCGCGUUUCCGCAACUUCUUCGCUGUCACCACUCUCAAACCACCAGCGGGUAAACGAUGGGACAAGUGGGGCCAUCUCAAAGUCCUCCGUGGUGACUUUGUCACCUUUUACAGACAUUUCAAAAUACCAGAUCCGGCGGGCAUUAUGGCCCAAAUUUCGGGUGAUACUAAGGCCAAAACUUCCAUUGCUACCACUAGCCAGGUAUCUGCACCUGUCUCUACGAGCACCGCCCGCACGGCCAAUACGAUAGCUCACGAUUCCAACGCUGCCAUCCCGUCUACCUCCAGUCCAGGGGUAUCCCGCCAGACCAGGCAAGGAUAA
Penicillium bovifimosum is the source of this 4578-nucleotide messenger RNA. RefSeq lists its product as uncharacterized. Bases 1 to 4578 code for a protein of 1525 amino acids. The record is from RefSeq and is a predicted model, not a curated record. Lineage: Eukaryota; Fungi; Ascomycota; Eurotiomycetes; Eurotiales; Aspergillaceae. The transcript is spliced from 4 exons.